AGACAUAAGAAAAAUGACAAGAGGUUUUCGUGAAAAACUAGGCGAAGGGGGUUGUGGUUCGGUUUACAAAGGGAAACUUCGAAGCGGCCAUGAUGUAGCCGUCAAACUACUCAACAAGACUAGAGCAAAUGGGCAAGAAUUCAUCAAUGAAGUUGCGACGAUUGGAAGGAUCCAUCAUGUAAAUGUGGUUAAACUUGUCGGAUAUUGUGCAGAAAGAUCCAAACGCGCCCUUGUCUAUGACUUCAUGCCUAAUGGCUCCCUCGAGAAGUACUUAUUUAGUAAAGAGACGAGUAAUUGGCUUAGCUUGGUGAGGAAGUUUGAGAUUGCAAUUGGAGUAGCUCGUGGAAUUGAAUAUUUGCACAUAGGAUGUAACAUCCAAAUCCUACAUUUCGACAUAAAGCCUCACAACAUACUUCUAGAUGAUAAUUUCACACCCAAAAUCUCCGAUUUUGGACUCGCAAAGUCUUAUUCAACGGAGAAUACAACGGUGACUCUCACUGCAGUUAGGGGAACAAUAGGGUAUGUGGCUCCUGAACUGAUGAAUAGAAGCAUUGGUCGUGUUUCUUACAAGGCCGAUGUUUAUAGCUUUGGAAUGUUAUUGAUGGAAAUGUUAGGGCUAAAUAGAUGUACGAGGCAUAAUGACAACAAAUCUAGCCAAUAUUUCCCAUAUUGGAUUUAUGAUCACUUGAAUGAAGGCAACGACAUCGAAAUUGGAAAUGCCGAUAAAAAUGACUAUGACGAUGAUGACAAUGAUGACGACAAUGCAAGAAAAAUGAGAAGAAAGAUGACAAUAGUUGGAUUGUGGUGCAUACAAAUGAGCCUGAUACGCGUUUUCCUCACACGCUAA
This is a messenger RNA of Erythranthe guttata (spotted monkey flower), 847 nucleotides long. NCBI's taxonomy places the organism in Eukaryota, Viridiplantae, Streptophyta, Magnoliopsida, Lamiales, Phrymaceae. The record is from RefSeq and is a predicted model, not a curated record.